This is a messenger RNA of Aspergillus luchuensis, 261 nucleotides long. RefSeq lists its product as uncharacterized. The record is from RefSeq and is a predicted model, not a curated record. The transcript has a single exon. Gene Ontology annotation, molecular function: flavin adenine dinucleotide binding. The coding region runs from base 1 to 261 and encodes 86 amino acids. Lineage: Eukaryota; Fungi; Ascomycota; Eurotiomycetes; Eurotiales; Aspergillaceae.
AUGACCGGUUCCACGCCACUCACAGCCCUGGAGGCCUUUCUCCUCUCACACCCCAGCAUUGGCUACAUCCCGCCCACCUCCGCCGAGUAUGUACCCACAGCCAGCCGGGGGUGGAUCGCCGGCAUCAACGCCCGUCCGCUGGCCAUCGUGCAGCCCCAGUCUCCCGCUGAUGUCGCAGCGCUCGUCAAAUUCGCCAAGUCUCAUGCUGUACCCUUUACCGUUCGCUCGGGCGGCCACAAUCUCGAGGGUCGCCCGUUUUAG